Molecule: messenger RNA, 2487 nt
Organism: Closterium sp. NIES-65
Lineage: Eukaryota; Viridiplantae; Streptophyta; Zygnematophyceae; Desmidiales; Closteriaceae
Source: the annotation of a GenBank genome assembly
AUGGCCGACAGCUCGGUCCACUCUCGCCCCAUGGCAGCCCAGGGCGCAGAGGAUGGAGAAAUAGACCUAGAGGACGUUGAAAAUACUGACCCAGACUACGCACAGGAUCGCGAGAACGAUAGCGAGUUUGAGGCGACCGAGGAGGAUUUGUUUCAGGGUGGUAUCUACGAACCAUCCGUCCGGAUUCAAGUCCAGGGGAGUGAAGAAGAGAGUGAAGGGCCGGGAGGCGAUGGAGUGCGCCCACGACCCGGUGCACCCGAAGAACGGUACGAGGAGGAUGGAGAUCACUCUGACGCAGAAGAGGAGGGAGAAUCAUCGCCGGGACGACGACGACCUCCCGAUUCUGCGAGCCAUGUCGAGCAGGCUGUGGCCCCCGGAAAUGCGCAGCGGCAGACCGACGUUGCGGAAAAAGGAGAGCAGGAUCCGGCGUUCAACAAUCCCGCUUCGACUGAUAGAGGCCGGGACGAGAAGGCACUAUUAGGGUGCAGCAUUCGAAAGAUUCGACUUGGGAACCUCUUUGUCCGCAUGACGCGGAGCACAUCACACCUCGACGACUAUCUGGACGUUUUCGUACUCGUCGUUGUUUCCAGGAAGUCGAAGACCAACCCCAACAACAAGCUGAAUCAUCAGUUUCUUGCAAGGCAUAGGGACUGGCGGCUCUGCGGAAUGGGCCAUGUGUUCCUGUGGCUUUAUUUCAUCUACGACCUCGUUCCUCUGCGCUACGGCCCCGGUAUCGUCGAGCCUCUCGACUUUUCUGAACCGAUCUUGUGGACGAAAGCGCACCUCUUCUUUUCUUUGAAGAAGGGCGACCAGGGAGAGCAGAAGCAAGACGAGAUGCACUACAAAACGCAUAACACCUGGAUUAAGUGGGCCAUGACGAAGGCGAGAUGGAUUCUGAGCAAGGUAACACAUGCAUUCCGCAGAUCCGGAGCGCAACAACUCCAUGACGACGGUUGCUCCGACAACGAUAUCGGCACUCUGGGCGGAUGGGCGCAGGGGGAGUUGCGGAGGUGUUAUGUGUUCGGCAUACCGUUCAAGCCGGUUUGGCUGCUGGCAGGAUUCAGCGGGGAUCGUGGAGACUACUACAUCGGCAGAGCCCGCGCCAAGCUUCCGCGGCAUAAGGUUAAGGAGAAGGAUGAGUGGUUGCAGCUCUUGGAUCUCUUGAGGCUUCACAUUUUCCCCUGGGUCGAAGAGGGUUGGAAGAAGGUCGAAGAAUGGAACGCUGCGCAGACCGAUCCGCUGAAGAGGCACUAUGCGGGGGCGAGGUUCCUAGACACCCUCGCCAGCAUCGGACGCCUCGUUGUUGCACAGGAUCUGGCUAUGAUGUGGGCGUUCUGCCAUCAGCACGGCGUGAGAAACCCGCGGUGCAAUUGCGAGAGGCAUCCAUAUGUGCAGAUGAGCCCCUUGUGCAACCACCCGCUGUUCCAAAAGUGGGCGUACCUGGUCGCUAUUUCUCACUUCCAGGGCGAGAAGCUUCGGGCAACCGGCCAAACCACCGCCAAAGCAGACGCUAUCUUUCGCACGACCGCAGAAGAGAAGCUGCAUAAGAUGCACCUCACCGCCAAUAUGCUCAGGGAGGAGCUUGGGAUUUUGAGAGGACGUGAAAUGCAGUUGGCGAUGGAGAACGCUGAACUGAGGGAGAAACUCGCCGCUGAGCGAGAGGACAAGGCUCGGGUCAUUGCAGAGUUCGAAGCAUACAAGAGGUCUGUUGCGGCCAGGGAUGACGCGGCAAACACCUCUGCAGAGAUCGACGGAUCGUCGAAGAGCGCGGGAACAGGAGGAAACCAGGCAACGGACGCAUCCAAAGCACCAGUUGCCGUCCAAGAAUUCUUCGUCGUGGUCGUUGUGUCUUGGCGCGAAGCCACCACUGUUGCUGCUGCCUGGAAAGUGUGGGUGCAGCCAAGCCUCAUCAUGGGCGGCCGGUCACUGCGCGAAGUCUUUGCAGAGUUCGACCGGUAUAAGAAGAAGGACAAGAAUUCCAGCUUCAUCACCGCAUAUUCCCGGUUCGCUGUCAAAGGUACGCCCGGGAUGGCUGUGGGUGCAUGCGAGCGAAAGAUGCGUCGCGUGCAUCGUGUCAUGGUUUCCGUGGAGACGCUAAGAAAAGACAGCUUCGAGGCGGCGACCGCAACGGCCAUUAAGCUGCUGGACGAGGUUUUACUCGUGUGCAACUUCACGGAAUUCACCAACGGCCUGGCUGUGCUGCAUGAGACUCCAACCAUCAAGAAACAGAAGACCGGUUCGUCGACGGAAAAGAGGACCGUCAACGACCUGGCGCAACGCAGAGUGGGCUGGCUGUUAGUCAAGAAGGGCCUUCGCGACCAGGAGUGGGCAACUUCGCUGUUUGGUGAUGAUGAGUGGGAGGAGAUCCACAAGGAACACAUGGCGCAGAAGAAGGCGGAAGAGGAGAAACAACGAACCGCUGCGGCGAAGAAGGCGGAACGGGAAAAGGCGACGGGCGAAGCGUCGAAACGCAAGGAGCAGAAAUGA